AUGCUACAAGCAGUUCUCCUUCUCUUUCUUGCUGUGGCAGAUUCGAAGCCACACACUCCCAUUCACUUACCCGACGCACCGGAUAAUGAUGUAGUACAGUACUCUGGGUACCUACAUCUUGACGACGACCGUCAUGCUCAUUAUAUAUUCACGGUGGCAGAAAGCGAUCCUAGUUCUAAACCACUGCUGGUUUGGUUUGCUAGUUCGCUGGGAUACUCGGUAUUGCAUCAGUUUUUCUUUACGCUUAGUCCUUACAUAAUUAGCACUUCGAAUGGCUCAUUAGUAAGAAACGAUAAUGCAUGGAGCAAAGUCACUAAUCUACUGGUCAUCGAUCUUCCUGUAUACGCUGGAUUCUCGUAUGGGCGCGCAAGCAACGCUACGAGCGAUGUUUACGCUAGGAGAGAUCUUACAUACGAGUUGCUUAUACAGUUUUUCCAAGAGUUUCCAGAUUUCAAGGUGAAUGAUCUUUAUGUUGGCGGUGCUAGUGGAACGGGCCAGUAUGUACCACUUCUUGCAUUAAAAAUCAUGCAGAACAGAACAGAAAAUCAAAUCAAUCUGCAAGGAUUAUUUAUCGGAAACGCUAUGCUCAGUUUCGAAGAGAGCUUCACUGACUUAGCAAUGCAAAUGUACAGUUUUGGCCUGGUCGACGAGAGGGACUAUCAAACUGUUCAAAAAGAUUGUUGCAAUGGGACUUUUGAUGGAUGUAAUUUCGCUUAUACGUCUAUUGACGAAUUCUGCGGUGAUUUCAUCGUUCAGCUCAUUUAUAAUAGAGAGAAAUCUGGUCUGAAUAUGUAUAAUUUAAAUGAUAAAUGUGAAAACGAUACUCAGAUUGUGAAUUUUACGAAAAACAGGGGUUUUUCUGGAAAAAGACUCGGAAUGUUGGCAGACACUAUAAAUCUUUAUAUAGAGAAGUCCGAUCUCAAAUGUAUUGAUGAGACUCCAUUUAACUCUUAUUUAAACAGAGCAGAUGUUCGACAAGCUUUGAAUAUACCCGAUGAUGUUCGACCGUGGGAUAUGUACAGGUGGGUUCCAUAUAGCUGUAUGUUACCUGAAGAUAUUUAUGGAGUGGUGAGAGAGGUUGUCGAUUCUAAUUUACGCUUACUCUUGUUUGGUGGCGAUUUGUCUUUGACAUCACCUAUGCUUCAUUCACGGCGAUUUGCUUCCAAACUUGGAUAUGAGCGAACAUCUGAAAUGAAGCCGUUUUUCGUUGAAAAGGACCGAGUGGCAGGCCAUCACACACAAUAUGGCCGCGUUGAAGUAGUAUCAAUACUGGCUUCUGGCAUAUAUGGUUCGGGAAGAAAUGCCGAGACGCUUUACGCCCUACAGGCAUUUCUCAGUAAAGGAAAUUAA
Dracunculus medinensis (Guinea worm) is the source of this 1350-nucleotide messenger RNA. NCBI's taxonomy places the organism in Eukaryota, Metazoa, Nematoda, Chromadorea, Rhabditida, Dracunculidae. The record is from the annotation of a GenBank genome assembly.